GAAUGAAUAAAUUUGUUAUAUUUCUGAGUGUUCUUUCCAUAUCUCUUUGUCUCCAAGCAUUUGACGAUGAAGCAGAUUUAGUCGAUAAGAAUGAGUUGAAUCGAUUAUUUAAUAUAAACUAUGAUGGAAAAGUGUAAGAUUCUUAAUUAAUAAUUUAGCUAUUCAGGUUACCUUAAGGCAAAUAAUGAUGGAACAGCCUAGUUUCAUUAUAUGUUUUAUCCAGCUCCAGUUGAUGCAUUAAACAAACCUGUAAUUCUUUGGCUGAAUGGUGGUCCAGGAUGUUCUUCAUUACAAGGUGCCUUUAAUGAAAAUGGUCCUUUUGUAUUUGUGGCUGGCACUGCAUAAUUUGAAAUGAAUAAGUAUUCUUGGACAAAUUUUGUAAAAUUCAUUAUCUUAUAAUUAAGGCCAAUAUGCUCUAUAUUGAAUCUCCAAUUACAGUAGGAUUUUCAUAUGGUCCUUAAGGGGAUUAGUCUGACGAAUCUACAGCAAAAUAUAACAUCAAUGCUUUGGUUGACUUUUUUAGUAGAUUUACAGAAUAUAAAAAAUUACCAUUCUUCAUUUCUGGAGAAAGCUAUGCUGGAAUUUACAUUCCAACUCUAGCUAAUGAAAUCAUUGAUUAUAAUGCUGGAUUGGCUGCAGAUAGUCGAAUUAACUUAUAAGGUUUGGCAAUAGGAAAUGGUUGUACAGAUCCAACUGAAUGCACUGAUGACGCCGAUCCAUUCCAAAUACAUGUUUACAAAUUUUACGGAAGACACAAUUUUAUUAGUGAGGAAUUAUAUGAAAAAAUAUUGACAGUCUAAAAUGAAUGUUAUGGAGUCAAAGAUGGAAAGUGUAAGGAAUUGGCUGACAGAGUAGAAGUAGAAGUUAGUGGAAAAGAGGAAGACAAAAUUAAAUUCAAUCCUUAUAAUAUCUAUGGGUAUUGCUUCACCUACACUCCAGAAGGUAGUAAAAUGAGUUAGAAAUUUGGUGGUAUGAGGUCACUAAACGAAGAUUCUGAUAUUCCUCCUUGUGCUGAUGUCCAAGGAUUAUAUCAUCAUUUGAGAUCGACUGAAGUCAGAAAUGUAAUAAACAUAUAUAAACUUUAGCUUCUCAAAAUCAGACAAUAAUCUGCUUAAUGGGCUGUCUGUUCAAGAACUUUGGGCAAUUACCAUGUGAAUCCUCAAGGAUCUUACUAUUUAUAUCAAAAGAUCUUGAAGAAUCAAAUAAGAAUUUUGAAAUUCAGCGGUGAUGUUGAUGCUGUUGUCCCCUUAACAGGAACUAUGUAUUGGGUUGAUAAAUUGUAGAAGGAAUUACGUAUUAUUUUCCUAAUAAAUAUGAAGAUUUGGCUACUUUGAAACCUUGGAGACCUUGGUUUGUUCAUGCUUAAAGAGAAGUUGAUCCAGACCAAAAUGCUGGUUAUGUUAUGGAUAUGGACGGUCUUACAUUGUUGACAAUAAGGAAUGCAGGUCAUAUGGUGCCAUUGGAUAAAAGAGAGGAAUCAGAAAUCUUUAUGUAGAAAUUUAUAAAAGAUGAAUUCUUCCCUUGAGUUUAUAAAUUUGUUAGCUUUGUAUGAGUGUAGAAUUCUAU
This is a messenger RNA of Paramecium octaurelia, 1566 nucleotides long. The record is from the annotation of a GenBank genome assembly. Lineage: Eukaryota; Ciliophora; Oligohymenophorea; Peniculida; Parameciidae.